GAUCACAAAGGGAGGAGGCGUGGCAGCCAAUGGACGCAUGAAUUAGCUGGAUGAUGCCAAUGGGAGCGAGCAAAGCUCUCACAUAAAGGGCGGGGCUAGAGUGCAGACCAAUGACGGGGCGCGGUGGCGCCAUCAGUGUGGGCUGUGCCGAGGCUGGAAGUUACUGUGAGGCGGCGGCUAAGAAGGCGGCUGUGGUGGCGGCGGUGGAGGCUGAGGCGGCGGCCGAGGCGGCUACGGAAGAAACAGAAGAUGGCAGAUUUUUUGAAAGGACUGCCUGUCUACAACAAAAGCAAUUUUAGUCGAUUUCAUGCGGACUCCGUGUGCAAAGCCUCGAACCGACGGCCCUCAGUCUACCUGCCCACCCGAGAGUACCCGUCUGAACAGAUCAUCGUGACAGAAAAGACAAACAUCCUUCUGCGCUACCUGCAUCAGCAAUGGGACAAAAAGAACGCUGCCAAGAAGAGAGACCAGGAGCAAGUGGAGCUGGAAGGCGAGAGCUCGGCGCCCCCCCGCAAGGUGGCGCGGACCGACAGCCCAGACAUGCAUGAGGACACUUAAGACUCUCGCUCCCGACAGGCGCCUCCUGCCGUGUCUGCUCCUCGGUCACCCACCCGCCCGCCCACCAUGUGUAAGCACCCUGCCCGCCCGCCUGCCCAUCCACACCCUGCGUCACACCUCCAACCUCAUAGGAGCCGAUGUAUUUAUUUUCCUUGAGUUUUUAUUUAUGCUGUAACCUGUAUCAAGCGUUGGUUAAAGGGGACAUCAGACCCAGUAGUGUGAUGUUGGUAGAUGCUUUUUAAAAAAAAAAAAACAACAUUGUCCCCCUGACCCCCGCCUUCCACCUGGCCAGUUCCCCGACUCCCACCCCCAGUUCUCCUCCAGAGAACCAGAGCGUGUUUGUGAGGGUCUCUAGCGGGGGCUUCACUGUGGCUGGGCAGCAGGGACGGGCCCGGGGUGGCCGGACCCAUCAGGACAGCUGAGCAGCCUUCUCUCCCCCAACACCGGUCCAGGCCCUUGAGCCUCGGUCUUGUCCCGCGUUCCGCCCAGAACUCUCCCAUGCCCAGACCUCACUCUGAGCGUGUGCGCAUAUCGGGGAGAAGUUGGCCCUGGGGAUCUUUCUCUUGAGUCAUUUUAUCAUGGACUAGUGAGUGCUCCGUGUCCACCCCAAUAAAAGGGUCUUUCCUACUUGACCUCGCGUCUUUGCUCCACACACCUUGACCGCAGAGGAUGGAGCCUCUGGGAGUCAUCUCUGUUGUCACCAAGAGGAAUGAGAAGGGCCUCCCACGCCAGGGGCCCCAGCACCAGCUGGAUUCUCUCAUGGGCUUGCUGAGGCCAUCAUGCUCAAGGCCAAGACCUGCCUGGACCAUCCCCUCUGCCUCUCCUGCCAAGGUGACCCUGAGGACAGGUCAUUCCUGAGACGGUCCGUAGUGCUGAGGAUGGAGCAGGGUCGGCCUUCUGCCUGGGAUACCGCCGAGCAGGGCAGCAUGCCUGUCAGCUACCGCAGAGACGGCCAGCCUCACCUGGGGGCCUGGGGUCUAGGGCCUCUGCCACUCCUCUGAGGCACAGUGACAGCGCAGAUGGCAUCUGGCCGGUGUUGCUGGCCUGGGCGGUGGCCUCACCCUACUGGGUCAUAGAGGAGCUGCACGGAACCUUGGGCGGUUGGCAUGUGCCAUGGCUGCUCAUGGGCCCUCCUCCGCCAGCAGGGCUGGCUUUUGGGCUGAGCUUGGGUAUGUAAGGGGUGUUCAGGCUCUGGGCAGAAGGUUUGUGGCCCUGACCUCUAAGCCUAGGGCUGGGGGAACACCACUUCUCCCCUAAUUGCCCCCACUUGGGUGGGGUCUCAGUUUUCCUUUGUUUGUUUUUUGUUUCUUUCAAGAUAGGGUCUCACCCUGUUGCCCAGGCUGGAGCGCAGUGGUGCGAUCACAGCUCACUGCAGCCUGCACCUCGAACAUUCCUCCCACCUCGGCCUCCCAAGUAGCUGGGACCACAGGCGCAUGCCACCAUGAGUGGCUGUUGUUUUUUUUUUUGAGAUGGAGUCUUGCUCUGUCGCCUAGGUUAGAGUGCAGUGGCAAGAUCUGGGCUCACUGCAACCUCCACCUCUCACGUUCAAGUGAUUCUCCUACCUCAGCCUCCCAAGUAGCUGGGAUUACAGGUGCCCACCACCACACCCAGCUAAUUUUGCUAUUUUUAGUAGAGACAGGGUUUUGCCAUGUGAGCCAGGCUGGUCUCAAACUCCUGACCUCAGGUGAUCUGCCCACCUCGGCCUCCCAAAGUGCUGGGACCGAGCGCUGCCUGGCUAGUUUUUAAAAAGUGUUUUUGUAGAGGUGGGGUUUUGCCAUGUUGCCCAGGCUGGUCUCAAACUCCUGGGCUCAAGCCAUCUGCCUUCCUUAGCCUCCCAAAGUACUGGGGUUACAGGCGUGAGCCACUGUGCCUAGCAGAGAUCUUGGUUUUGAGAGCUGAGUCUGAGGGCAUUGGGAUAGUGUGUGGGGUCGGGCCGUGGAGCUAGCAGAGACCCCGGGCUAUGGAGGGUCUGCCUGCCCCAGAUUCCACGGGAGGGCCCUGCCUGAGUCAGACCCUCUGGCCUGUGUGGCCCAUCUCUCCCAAGGACAGAUGGUGCCAGGAAGGGCUCUCGUCCUACACAAGGAGUGGCUGAGCCAGCCCCAGCCCAGCACGGCCUCCCACCUGUGCCUCUCAGCUCUCAGCAGUGUCUACACCACAGGGGUAGGGUACGUUCUCCUAGGGUCUGUGUGGUCACAGGGCAAGUGGUCAGGAAAUGCACACUUGACUGUGGUCAGUGGUGCGGGUUGGGCUGAGCGCCCUGGAGGCUCUAGGCCAGGUGGGGAGUCCCAGUCCCCAGGGUUGGUGUGACCUGGGCAGGCCUGUAGUGUCCAUCUGUGAGUGACUGAGAUGGUGGGACUUCAGCUUCCAAGGCCAGGGGCCAGAGUGGGAGCAGGGGUUACCCCCGCCCUUCCCCUCAGCCUGUCUAUACCUCUCCAGCCCCUGGUUUCCACUUUAAGUGGCUGGGGCCAAUCUCCUGCCUGUGCUGUCUGCCCAUGGCUCUGCAGGGCUCCCAUGCGGGCACCUCCUUCCCUUCCCCUGCCUGUGCUCACUCAGAUGGGGUCUCACAGCUGUACCCCAGCUCUGCCUCCCUGUGGCCUCCCACUAGAAUCCCUGGGUCUGUCGGGACAUGCCUUGUCUGGCACACACCCUCCGUGGCUCCCACUGCCUGUGGGAGGACACCGGGCCCCCGAGCCAGCCUCUGCCUACCCUUCCUUGUCUUUGGGGUCUCCCUCACCCCACUGUUCCCCCAAACUCUGUCUUCCACCUUCUCCGCCUUUGCACAGACUGUUCUGCCUCCAGUGAACUCUGACUUCCCCACAGACUCCUGGAGGGCCCCCUGCUCACACUGGCCCAGCCAGGCCCCUGGUCCAGCCCUGCAGUGCGGCCACGCGGGCCUGAGCCUUAAAUUUUUGCAUGUGGACACAUUUGUCCUCUUCUUCCUGACAAACGGGAGGGUCUGAGAGGCCAUGUGCCUGUUCCUGAGUCGUAAGACAGAGUCCCAGUGACUUGAGUCUGACAUCCAUCGUACAGUGGGACAUUCCCACUUCGUCCCAAUACCACCCUGUGUCUGUUCCGGGGACACCCAAGUGUGCCAUUCCCUCAGUAUCACAACGGGGACCGCAGGGGGCUCAGGUGCCAGGUGCCUUCCGAUGUUCUGCCAUAAGCUCUUCUCGCCAGCCCUUGGCUCCCCCCAGAUGACGUUCUGGGAGGUGGGCGUGCCAGAAAAGGCGAGUCUUGCAAACGGCUGCCCUGUCCCUCUUUGAGAAGGAGGCUUAUUCAGGACCUGGCCCGUGCACAUAUUACCGCCUCUUUUCAGCACUUUGAGAUUUCUUCCUUUGUCUAGUGGCUGAAGCCAGAGCUGAAGUUGGCCUCCAAAUCUGGGCCGUCUCAGAGGCGGCACAGCCUGGAGUUUUCCAUCUGUGGCCGAGACCCAGUUUUUGGGAGGAGGCCCCCACGGGUCAAGCCAGCCUGUACCAGGAUAGGGGGAGGGUGACGCCCAAUCCAGGCCCCAGCCACUCAGACUCCCCCCACCCCCACUCCCUUUUCCACCGCUCUGACCUCGGGCACUGUUGAAAUAUACUUUUUAUUGCAUUUCUGCCGUUUUACAAAAAUAUGACAAAAUAAAUUAAAAACAAAUAAA
Saimiri boliviensis boliviensis (Bolivian squirrel monkey) is the source of this 4198-nucleotide messenger RNA. It is a transcript of the gene DDA1, whose product is annotated as DET1 and DDB1 associated 1. Gene Ontology annotation, biological process: positive regulation of proteasomal ubiquitin-dependent protein catabolic process. Gene Ontology annotation, cellular component: Cul4-RING E3 ubiquitin ligase complex. The record is from RefSeq and is a predicted model, not a curated record. NCBI's taxonomy places the organism in Eukaryota, Metazoa, Chordata, Mammalia, Primates, Cebidae.